Phytophthora infestans T30-4 is the source of this 1833-nucleotide messenger RNA. Its product is annotated as phosphoribosylaminoimidazole carboxylase. The coding region runs from base 15 to 1802 and encodes 595 amino acids. Gene Ontology annotation, biological process: 'de novo' IMP biosynthetic process. Lineage: Eukaryota; Oomycota; Peronosporomycetes; Peronosporales; Peronosporaceae. The record is from RefSeq and is a predicted model, not a curated record. Gene Ontology annotation, molecular function: metal ion binding; ATP binding; phosphoribosylaminoimidazole carboxylase activity. The transcript has a single exon.
GUUCGAAGAUCAACAUGCCGGUGCUGACGACCAACACUAGCGGGGCUGCGCCACCCGUAGUGGGCGUGCUAGGUGGCGGUCAGCUCGGCCGCAUGAUGGCCAAUGCAGCUCACCGCCUCGGCCUGCAGGUGUUGGUGCUGGAUCCGCUGGGCGCCGAUUCCCCGGCUGGCCAAACGGGUCUUAAGGCCGUGGCCGGCAGCUUCACCAAGGAGGAGGACAUUGCCAAACUGGCCGAGCAGUGCGACGUUCUCACGGUGGAAAUUGAGCACGUGAAUGCUGCCUUCUUGCAAAAGUUGCAGGACAAGAAGGAGGCCAACCUGCAGGGUGUACACCCGGCGCCGGCCACCAUUGCCCUUAUCCAGGACAAGUACCAGCAGAAGCAGUUCUUCACACAGGUGCAAGGCGUCGAUGUGGCCCCGUACGAGAUCGUCACUUCUCUGCAGGCCGCUCGCCAGGUGGGCGAAAGGUUCGGCUACCCUUACAUGCUCAAGUCGCGUCGCUUCGCUUAUGACGGCAAGGGCAACGCUGUGGUCAAGAGCGAGAAGGACCUCGUAGAGGCCUUCGAGAAGCUCGGAGCUAAGUUGCUGGCCAAGGACGAUGCCGGUGUAGACUUGAAGGAGUUGGCCGAGGAAGAGGCCAAGCUGUAUGCUGAGAAAUGGGUGCCGUUCGUCAAGGAGCUGGCCGUGAUGGUCGUCAAGGGUGCCGAGGGCGACGUCCGCGCCUACCCCGUCGUGGAGACCACCCAGCGUGACAGCAUUUGUGACACAGUGCUGGCCCCGGCCCAGAUCCCUGAGGAAGUGGCCAAGCGUGCCGGCGAGAUGGCCGAGACUGCUGUUGCUCAGCUGGAUGGCCGCGGCAUCUACGGCGUGGAACUGUUCUUGACUGCUACUGGCGAGGUGCUGCUGAAUGAGAUUGCCCCACGCCCGCACAACUCGGGCCACUACACGAUCGAGGCCUGUGAAACGGACCAGUUCGAACAGCAUCUGCGGGCCAUCACCGGCCUGCCACUUGGUAGCUGUGCGCUGCGUGUGCCGGCCGCUCUCAUGGUGAACGUGCUCGGCGACGCUUCGUCGUCCGAAGACGUGAGCUUCUCGCUGCUCCGUGACAGUCUGAAAGUGCCUGGUGCCGCCGCUCACUUCUACGGUAAGGCCGGUGUGCGUCCGGGCCGCAAGCUCGGCCACGUGACUAUCACGGCGCCGAGCCUCUCGGAGCUCACCAAGCGUGCUACGGCCCUGUCCCCGGACGCGGCCAAGAACGCUGGCCUGACCAAGCACGAGCGUACGCCACUUGUUGGCAUUGUUAUGGGCUCGGACUCGGAUUUGCCCAGCAUGGCCGCUGCGGCCGACAUGCUGGAGAAGUUUGACGUGCCUUACGAGCUUACCAUCGUGUCGGCCCACCGCACACCCGCCCGUAUGUACGAAUACGCGCAGAAUGCGGCGGGCCGUGGCCUCAAAGUCAUCAUUGCCGGUGCCGGUGGUGCUGCCCACCUGCCCGGCAUGAUCGCUGCCCUAACGCCGUUGCCGGUUGUCGGUGUCCCUGUCAAGACGUCGACACUUAACGGUGAGGACUCACUGCUCAGCAUUGUGCAGAUGCCACGCGGUGUGCCGGUGGCCACUGUGGCCAUCGGCAACUCGACGAACGCCGGUCUGUUGGCCGUCCGUAUCCUCGGUGCCGGGGACUCGUCACUCCUCGACGCGAUGGUAACGUUCCUGGACACGCAGAAGUGUGAGGUGGACGACAAGAUCGAGAAGAUGGCCGCCCAUGGCUGGAAGGAAUACCUCCAGAACAUGAAGAAGCAGUAGAGAUAAACUUGAAACAAGCAGAGAGGUUUUC